GCUUUCACCCUCUGAAUGUACCAGGACUUCAGCCAAUGUAUUUAAAGUCGCGGAUUCUCAAUUGCCGACAAUUUCUGUCUAUUUGAACUGCAUCAUGGCUACUAUGAAAGCUAUCGGAGUCUCCAAGUACGGCCCGAUCGAUAACCUCGAAUCGCGAGACGUCCCGAAGCCUUCGGAUCCCACGGGCCGGCAGGUCGUCGUCAAGUUUGUUCCAUAGUUCCAGUUCCAUUUAGAUUCAGAGGUACUUAUGCUGUUCAGGGUCAAGGCCUGUUCUGUCAACCCGAUUGAUCACAAGGUUCGAUCAGGAACCUAUGACGAUGCGCCCGACUACUAUAACCACGUCCCAAGGGACUUUCAUAUCAUCGGAUUCGACGGAUCCGGGGUAGUAGAGAAAACCGGGCCUGACUGCCAACUCUUCAAAGUCGGCGAUGAAGUCUCUUGGGUAGGCCCAUCGACUGAUCAGGGGAGCUAUGCAGAGUAUCAACUCAUAAGCGAACUAGCCUGCGCCAAAAAGCCAAGAAACCUUGAUUUCGUUGAUACUGCGAGCUACGGCUUGACUUUCAUGACAGCAUAUCAGUCGCUGUAUCGAAGGAUGGAGGUCAAGCCUGAGGAGCAGACUGGUAUCUUGAUCAUAAAUGGAGGUGGUGGUGUAGGAAGUGCUGCUAUUCAGCUUGCGAGGAGAGUGCUUAAGCUUCCGGUCGUUGUGGCUACGGCAUCACGACCUGAGACGAUCGAGUCUUGCAAGAGGAUGGGCGCUACGCAUGUCAUAAACCAUCGAGAAGACCUUGCCAAGCAGAUUGACGAUUUAAGGCUCAAUGUCCCCAUCAAGGAAGCACCACCUUCCACUCAAGCAUAUCACUCGCUAACAGACACAGAUACGUCUACAUUGUCGCCCGAACCGAGCAAUACACCCAAUCCAUCGCCAAAAUCUGCGCCCCAUUCGGCAAAGUCUGCACCGUCGUCCAAGCAGACGUGAGCCUCUACGGAACAGACUUCAUGUCCAAGUCGCUGACAUUCUCAUGGGAUUGGGUGGGUUCUGCUGCAUAUCAUGACGCAGGCGUUGAGGAUUACCAUGAGAUGCUGGGAACUAUCUCACGCCUGAUAGAGGAAGGUACACUGUUCUCUACAGCUAGGACGCGUCUUAGGUUGACGCUUGAAGGGUUAAAGGAGGCGCAUAGGAGGGUGGAGAGUAGUACCACUGUUGGGAAGAUUGCGCUUGGUAUUGAUGAGCCUGGGGAGGGGGAGCCGUUCGCUUAGCUAGCAUAUCUCUGAUGACUUGGUCGCUGGUCAGUCAUCAUGUUAGAUAACGGUCAAAAGAAGCAAGAGGUAUAUAUCUAAAAAGUCUUUCGCUACAGUGGUAUCCUCAAUCAACACAACCGGUCUCACCGAAAGCCUUGGCCAACUCCUU
Molecule: messenger RNA, 1408 nt
Organism: Fusarium verticillioides 7600
Lineage: Eukaryota; Fungi; Ascomycota; Sordariomycetes; Hypocreales; Nectriaceae
Product: NADPH2:quinone reductase
Exons: 3
Coding region: 248-976 (242 amino acids)
Molecular function (GO): oxidoreductase activity
Source: RefSeq, a predicted model, not a curated record